Molecule: messenger RNA, 1111 nt
Organism: Aedes albopictus (Asian tiger mosquito)
Lineage: Eukaryota; Metazoa; Arthropoda; Insecta; Diptera; Culicidae
Exons: 2
Coding region: 1-1080 (359 amino acids)
Molecular function (GO): nucleic acid binding
Source: RefSeq, a predicted model, not a curated record
AUGGAAUCAAACAUCAUCAUUCAAAACGUUCGUCAUCUGCACGCCAGCAGCAACACGGUUUAUCACGCACUCUACGGUCAUUUUUUUCUCGGAAUAUCGAAGAACAACCUUGCUACUAUUUACGGCAAAUCCCGAUCAACUAUAUUCGAGUGGUUCUCCAAGUAUGAAACAGACGGGAUUUUUCGGAGGAAGCGACGUGAGCAGGCGUUCAAGAAAUUCAACACGAAUAUGCGAGAAUGGCUAGUCAACCUUCUAGUGGGUAACAACCUGUAUCAGAAUGAGCCAUUCCUUUUCUUUGAUGAAGCGAAGGCACGGUUUCAACGGAAUUUCAAGUUGUCCUUAAGUGUGUCAUCUAUAUCCACGAUAUUACACGAGUCUGGAUUGUCCUGGAAGACCAUCGAAAGAAGGGCUAUCCAGAUACGGGAGGACGAAAUAGUCCGGUUUGUCAAGGAAAUGCUGUCGGUACCAUGGGACAUUUAUAACCUGGUUUUUCUGGAUGAGGUAAGCUUUGACAACAAAGAUAUGUUGCGUAAAAAAGGCUACGGGGUCGUUGGACAGAAGCUUAUUUACCGUGGGGAGUUUUGCAGAAAGCCCAGGGUGUCUUUCCUAUGCUUUCUUGGAAUGAACGGUAUGCUGGAUAGCUUUUGGGUUGAAGGAACUUUUAACAGACAAAACUUUUUUAGCUGUUGUCGGAAUAUUGCUCUAAAUAAUCCCCAUGUUGAACGAUAUCCAGGCAUGCAUUCCAUUUGGAUUUUGGACGGAGCUAGAAUUCAUUGCGAUGCAAACAUUGUGAGAUAUUUCCGUUCAAUUGGCAUCAUCCCUAUAUUCCUACCAGCAUACUGUCCGUUUUUCAACCCCAUUGAGAUAGUGUUUGGCCAAAUCAAGUUUUACCUAAGAAGAACUUAUCAAGAAAAAGGAUCAAUUUUGAAAGAAGUUUGUUCGUCAAUGAAUGCGUUCAAAAAUUAUGAGUGUAAAAAAACAUUUGAAAACUGUGGAUACUUGCCGGGGGGCGUAUUUCUUCCCGAGAAAGGACUUGCUCAAGACCCGAAAUACUUAGAUUUUAAUAUUACCCCUGAAUGAAAAUCAUUAGCCAUGUUGAAAAAAGCAUAAU